AUGACGCCAAAACAGCAAAGCUCGAUCCUUGGAGUUUUUGAUCAAUAUGACACGGUUGGUACAUCUAGAGACAUUAGGAUUUGCGGCCGAAAGCAACCGGUUACAGACGAACUCCUGGAAGGCUUCGAGAAUCAAGCUUCCGAUACUGAAAUGACUGAGAUCAAGUCAAAUCAAGAGGUCUCACUGCCCCAACUGCCCUCGCAUCCUACUCCCUCAACAACUGGCAUGAAGCUGGCAUCGUAG
Molecule: messenger RNA, 243 nt
Organism: Plasmopara halstedii
Lineage: Eukaryota; Oomycota; Peronosporomycetes; Peronosporales; Peronosporaceae
Exons: 3
Coding region: 1-243 (80 amino acids)
Source: RefSeq, a predicted model, not a curated record